This is a messenger RNA of Tarenaya hassleriana, 2756 nucleotides long. Its product is annotated as beta-galactosidase 11. Lineage: Eukaryota; Viridiplantae; Streptophyta; Magnoliopsida; Brassicales; Cleomaceae. Gene Ontology annotation, molecular function: carbohydrate binding; beta-galactosidase activity. The coding region runs from base 99 to 2615 and encodes 838 amino acids. The transcript is spliced from 18 exons. Gene Ontology annotation, biological process: carbohydrate metabolic process. The record is from RefSeq and is a predicted model, not a curated record. Gene Ontology annotation, cellular component: cell wall; vacuole.
CUUGUUGAUUUUCUGAUCCUUCGACAAGGAAGGGGUCCGACUCAGGACAAGAAAAAAAAACAAAAAAAAAAAGAGAAAAAAAAAACACAGAGAGCGUCAUGAGACAACAUCCUACGAACCGAUGGCUUCCAUUAGCGUUUCUCGUGAUCUGUCUCUCGUCGUCGUCGUUUCUCUCUGGUGUCGUCGCCAAGAAGAAGAAGAACGGCGUCACUUAUGACGGAACCUCUCUCAUCAUCAAUGGCAAACGAGAGCUUCUUUACUCCGGCUCUGUCCAUUACCCUCGUAGCACUCCUGAUAUGUGGCCGAACAUCAUCAUGAGGGCGAAACAAGGCGGUCUGAACACGAUUCAGACGUACGUUUUCUGGAAUGUUCAUGAGCCUGAACAGGGGAAGUUCAACUUUUCGGGGAAUGCUGACUUGGUGAAGUUCAUCAAGCUGAUAGAGAAGAAUGGCAUGUAUGUGACCUUGAGGCUUGGGCCGUUCAUCCAGGCCGAAUGGACUCACGGAGGGCUUCCCUACUGGUUAAGAGAAGUGCCCGGGAUCUUCUUCAGAACCGACAACAAACAGUUCAAGGAACACACAGAAAGAUACGUUCGGACGAUAAUCGAAAAGAUGAAAGAAGAAAAGCUGUUUGCUUCACAGGGAGGACCCAUUAUAUUAGGACAGAUCGAAAACGAGUACAGUGCCGUCCAACGAGCCUACAAACAAGACGGCAUGAACUACAUUAACUGGGCGGCGAAUCUCGUGGACUCGAUGAAUCUUGGGAUCCCGUGGGUUAUGUGCAAGCAGAACGAUGCUCCCGACCCAAUGAUCAAUGCCUGCAAUGGAAGGCAUUGUGGCGAUACGUUUCCCGGCCCGAACAAAGAGCAUAAACCCUCGUUGUGGACCGAGAACUGGACUACUCAGUUCCGCGUUUUUGGCGAUCCUCCGACCCAAAGAUCGGUGGAAGACAUUGCGUUUUCCGUCGCUCGGUUCUUCUCCAAGAAUGGAACUCAUGUAAACUAUUACAUGUACCAUGGAGGAACCAACUUCGGAAGAACCUCGGCGCAUUACGUGACGACUCGUUACUACGACGACGCACCUCUUGACGAAUACGGUCUGGAAAGGGAACCGAAAUACGGACAUCUGAAACAACUACACAACGCUCUUAACUUGUGCAAGAAAGCACUUCUUUGGGGCCAGCCUCGGAGCAUGAAGCCAGACCAAGAUACCGAGAUCCGAUACUACGAGCAGCCAGGAACAAAAGCUUGUGCUGCAUUCUUAGCUAAUAACAACACGGAAUCCGCUGUAGCCGUGAACUUUAAGGGCAGGAAUUACAUCGUACCUCCUCGAUCCAUCAGUAUCCUCCCGGACUGCAAGACUGUGGUUUACAACACUGCACAGAUCCUCUCUCAACACACAUCAAGGAACUUCAUCAAAUCCAAAAAGGCGAACAAAAAGUUCGAGUUUAACGUUUUCAGCGAGUCCGUGCCAAAGGGUCUCGACGGUGAUUCCUAUAUCCCGGUUGAACUCUAUGGUUUGGCUAAGGACAAGACAGACUACGCAUGGUACACGACGAGCUUUAAGGUCGGAAAGAACGAGCUGUUGAAUAAGAAACCGACUUUGAGGAUUGCCAGUCUCGGGCACGCGCUGCACGUCUGGAUCAACGGAAAAUACAUUGGAAACGCACAUGGAAGCCAUGAAGAGAAGAGCUUCGUCUUCCAGAAAGCCGUUAAUUUGAAAGAAGGCGUGAACCACCUCGCGAUGUUAGGUGUUCUUACUGGAUAUCCAGACAGUGGAUCAUACAUGGAGCACAGGUACACAGGCCCUCGAGGGGUUUCCCUCUUGGGAUUGAGAUCGGGUACAGUUGAUCUCACAGAACACAACAAAUGGGGAAACAAGGUCGGUAUGGAAGGCGAAAAGCUCGGUAUCCACACCGAGGAAGGUUUGAAGAAGGUGAAAUGGCAGAAAUUCGACGGAAACUCACCGGGGAUGACAUGGUACCAGACCUACUUCGACGCGCCGGAGAGCCAAAACUCGGUGGCGAUUCGGAUGAAAGGAAUGGGUAAAGGACUGAUCUGGGUGAACGGAAAAGGCGUCGGACGAUACUGGAUGUCGUUCUUGUCCCCUCAAGGCGAGCCAACUCAGACCGAAUACCAUAUCCCGAGAUCUUUCUUGAAGCCCAAGCAAAACCUCCUCGUCAUAUUCGAGGAAGAGCCUGACGUCAAACCAGAAUCCAUCGAUUUUGUCAUCGUGAACAGAGACAAGGUCUGUUCAUACGUCGGAGAAGAUUACUCGCCCAGUGUCAGACACUGGACGAGGAAGAAGGACGAGCUUCAGGCCAUCAACAAUGGUGUCCAUCUAACUGCGUCGCUCAAAUGCUCAGGAACUAAGAAGAUUACAGCCGUGGAGUUUGCCAGCUUUGGUAACCCUACCGGAACAUGUGGAAACUUCACCCUCGGAUCAUGUAAUGCUCCGAUCUCCAAACAAGUCAUCGAGAAGUAUUGUUUGGGGAAGGCAGAGUGUGAGAUCCCAGUGAACAAGGGAGAGUUCCAACAAGGCAGGAAGGAUUCAUGCCCUAAGGUUGUGAAGACACUUGCUGUUCAAGUCAAGUGUGGUCGUGACAAGAAGAAUUAAUUAUUCUAAGAUUGUGUAUUUUUUAUUUGCGUGUGUUUUUUACUUAAAUUAUUGUUAUAUGGAGAAAUCUCACGUUACGUGUAUGAUAAUUUUUUUCUACUGUAUCUGAUCUUAUUAGAACGAUGAUAAUCUCAAAAUUUA